CGAAGUUCUGUGAUAAAAAUUGUGAAUGUUGAAGAACUUUUAUCGUAUAAACAUUAAUAGCCUUAAAAAUAGGCAAUGUAUUGGAGUUGGAUACAUUUUCAAGAAUUCAUAAUAAAUACAUCUGUAUGUAUUAUGUAAUUAUUUGAAUAUUUUAAUUCCAUCAUUUAGAAAGAGAAUAUCAAUAGCAAUAGUGUUUUUAGUACAUGAAAGCCAUCAACUUUUUUAAACCGUAUUGCUUUAUACAGUAUUGUAAUAUGAAAUUUAUAUAUAAAUAGUAAAAAAAUUAUGAAUUUUCAAAAAAUAUAUUAAAUUUUACUAAAUUGUAUACAAUGUCUCAUUGUGACGAAGAAGUGGCAUCAUCUGGUUUUCACCAAUUGAGUAUUACAAUUGAAGGUGCUAUAUUAAGAAGUUCUACAUUUUUAAAGCCUAAUCCUUAUAUAGAAUUUUCUGUUGAUGAUAAAAGUCCUCGAAAAACAGAAGUUUCGAAAUCUACAUAUCAACCAAAAUGGAACGAGGAAUUUACAAUACUUGUAACUCCACAUUCACAAUUACAUUUUCGAUUAUUAGAUCAUAGUACUUUCCGAAAAGAUACUUUAAUAGGAGAAAAAAAAAUAAGUCUUUCUCAAGUAUUAUCUCAUUAUAAUGGAAAAUUAGAAAAUAUGGAAGUAACGUUUGACUUAAUGAGUGAAAAUAAACAUGAUUCUCAAUUAUGUAAAGUUGGAGAAUUAAUAACAGUAUUUGAUGGAUUAAGAAUCAAUAUGCCAAAUACAUCAUCAAGCAUUAAUGAAUCACCAUCAUGUCAAACACAAUCUGCCUGCAUAACUUUUGAUGGUGUUUCAAAUAAUGAUGCUAUUAGUAAUAGUAGCAUUCUUAAUGGAGGGAUUCGAGCACGUAUGAGAUUACAUGAAGCUAAACAUGUUGCAUCAUCUAAUUUUCAUGGAACAUUGUCAAAUAUUUAUCAAAACUCUACUUAUAAUAGUGGAAGUGAGCAAACUAAUACUAAUAAAAAUAAUGAACAAAUUGAACCUGUUGCAUCAAAUUCUUUAUCAAAUGGACAUGUAAUAUCGCCUGCAGAUAAAUCUAUUGUAUCUUUAUCAGGACGUUUUGCCGCAUCUUUGCCAGAUCGUCAAACGUCUCGAAUAGAGCAUGUAUCAACAUCUGGUAUAGAUGGUAUAAGAGUUGGUUCAUGUACAGAACAAUUUCCAAAAGUUUCUGCCUCAGAAAGUCGUAAUAUUUCCCAAAUUGAACAAUCAACAAUAUUGUCUGGAACAGUUGGAAUAUCUAGAUCAGAUCAAUUAACUACUAAUACAGACAUAUGUUCACAUAAUAGAACAGAACAAUCUCUUUCUAAUGAACGUAACAUUCGAACAGAACAAUCAGUAACUAGUUCUCUUUCAGAUAGUUAUGGAAAUAUGAGAACAGAUCAGGAUACUUCUUUAAUGGAUGGAUUUAUAGUUUCUAGAGUAGAUCAAUUUAGAAAUCCUGUUUUAACUGAUAAUCAAGGACAUUCUCAAACAGAGCAAUCUGUAGUAUUUACUUUACCAGAUGGUUCUCAUUUAGAACAACCUACAGUGUUUCUUAUGACAGAUAAUCGUGGAAUAACACGUUCAGAUCAAUCUUCAAUAUUAUCCACGAGUGAAGCACGUAGAACUACUCAUAAUGAACAAUAUACAAAUCCUACAACUAUACGGUCAAAUCCUCGAGUAGUACAACGGGUAGCUUCAUUGUCAGGAUCAACUAACAUGCUGCCUGGACAGUCAACUCAAUCUGGAUCUUCAAUUGUACUUGCUGAAAUUGAUCCCACAAAUCAUUCUGAAGAGCCAUUACCUCCUGGUUGGGAAAUGAGAUAUGAUAUUUAUGGAAGAAGGUAUUAUGUUGAUCAUAAGACACGAAGUACUUCUUGGGAAAGACCACAACCUUUACCACCAGGUUGGGAAGUUCGUAGAGAUCCCAGAGGCAGAAUUUAUUAUGUAGAUCAUAAUACAAGAACAACAACAUGGCAAAGACCAAAUACAGAAAGAUUACAACAUUUUCAGCAUUGGCAAGGUGAAAGACAGCAUGUGGUACAACAAGGAAACCAACGAUUUCUCUAUCCUCAAGCACAUGGAAAUCAAACUGUUAUAGCAGGAUCCUCAACAUCAUCUAUGGUUGAUGAUGAUGAUACUCUAGGACCAUUACCUGCUGGGUGGGAAAGACGUAAACAGCCAGAAGGAAGAAUUUAUUAUGUAAAUCAUAAAAAUCGUACAACACAAUGGGAAGAUCCAAGAACGCAAGGACAAGAAACUGGAAUUGAUGAACCACCAUUACCAGAUGGCUGGGAAAUACGAUUAACUGAAGAUGGAGUUCGAUAUUUUGUAGAUCAUAAUACGAGGACAACUACAUUUCAAGAUCCAAGACCUGGUGCACCUAAAGGUCCAAAAGGUGUUUAUCGUGUACCAAGAGCAUAUGAAAGAUCAUUUCGAUGGAAAUUAUCACAAUUUCGCUUUUUAUGUCAGACCAAUGCAUUACCGAAUCAUAUAAAAAUUAGUGUUAAUCGACAAACAUUGUUUGAAGAUUCCUAUCAUCAGAUAAUGAAUGCUGAAGCUUUUGCACUAAGACGCAGAUUAUAUAUAAUAUUUAAAGGAGAAGAAGGUUUAGAUUAUGGAGGUGUAUCAAGAGAAUGGUUUUUCUUAUUAAGUCAUGAAGUGUUAAAUCCAAUGUAUUGUUUAUUUGAAUAUGCCAAUAAGAGUAAUUAUAGUUUACAAAUUAAUCCAGCAUCUUAUGUUAAUCCUGAUCAUUUACAAUAUUUCAAAUUUAUUGGAAGAUUUAUAGCAAUGGCUCUUUAUCAUGGACGUUUUAUCUAUAGUGGAUUCACUAUGCCAUUUUAUAAACGUAUGUUAAAUAAAAAAUUAAUUAUGAAAGAUAUAGAAUCUAUUGAUCCAGAAUUCUAUAAAUCUCUUGUAUGGAUAAAAGAAAACAAUAUUGAUGAAUGUGGCCUCGAAUUGUAUUAUAGUGUAGAUUUUGAAAUUCUUGGCCAAGUAAUACAUCAUGAAUUAAAAGAAGGUGGUGACAAAAUUAGAGUUAUUGAAGAAAAUAAAGAAGAAUAUAUUAGGUUAAUGACAGAAUGGAGAAUGACAAGAGGUAUAGAGGACCAAACUAAAGCAUUUUUAGAAGGUUUUAAUUCUGUUGUACCAUUAGAAUGGUUAAAAUAUUUUGAUGAGCGUGAAUUAGAACUUAUGCUUUGUGGUAUGCAAGAAAUAGAUGUAGAAGAUUGGCAACGCAAUACAAUUUAUAGACAUUAUACACGAAAUAGCAAACAAAUUUUGUGGUUUUGGCAGUUCGUAAAUAGAACAGAUAGCGAAAAACGAGCUCGACUUUUACAAUUUGUAACGGGUACUUGUCGAGUACCUGUUGGAGGAUUUGCAGAAUUAAUGGGAAGCAAUGGUCCUCAAAGAUUUUGUAUAGAGAAAGUAGGAAAAGAUACAUGGUUACCUAGAUCACAUACAUGCUUCAAUAGAUUGGAUUUACCACCAUAUAAAAGUUAUGAUCAACUAGUAGAAAAGUUAAAUUAUGCAAUUGAAGAAACAGAAGGUUUUGGCCAAGAAUAAUUAAAUACUUAAAUAUAAUAUAUCACUAUAUAUGAGAAGUGAUGAAAACAAGUUUAGUGUAAUACAAGAUUUUAUGAUUUGAUUUAUCUUGUUUAUAAUAACAAGAUAAAAUUGUUAAGUAAGAAUUUUUUUUAAAUUAAUGAAUUAAAAAUGUUUGUAUUAAACUUUUAUAAGAAAUUCUGAUAUUAAUUUUAAUUGAAAA
Molecule: messenger RNA, 3789 nt
Organism: Apis laboriosa (Himalayan honeybee)
Lineage: Eukaryota; Metazoa; Arthropoda; Insecta; Hymenoptera; Apidae
Gene: Su(dx)
Product: E3 ubiquitin-protein ligase Su(dx)
Exons: 12
Coding region: 330-3587 (1085 amino acids)
Molecular function (GO): protein binding; ubiquitin-protein transferase activity
Source: RefSeq, a predicted model, not a curated record